Molecule: messenger RNA, 330 nt
Organism: Plodia interpunctella (Indianmeal moth)
Lineage: Eukaryota; Metazoa; Arthropoda; Insecta; Lepidoptera; Pyralidae
Product: 3-alpha-(or 20-beta)-hydroxysteroid dehydrogenase-like
Exons: 1
Coding region: 1-330 (109 amino acids)
Source: RefSeq, a predicted model, not a curated record
AUGGGAAAUCACUUACCUUAUUCUGUCAGUAAAGCUGCUUUGGAUCAUUUUACGAGAGGAUCUGCCUUGGAAUUAGCACCAAAAGGAGUCAGAGUUAACACUGUUAGUCCAGGGCCUGUAAAGACAGAUAUUCUAGAAAAUUCCAAGAUUAAUCUAAACUGGGACGAGGUCGCAAAUAUAAUGACUGUUCUAAAAAGAGCCUCUGAACCAGAGGAGAUAGCUGAAUUGAUUCUGUACUUGGCCAGUGACAAGGCUGUUGGUAUCACUGGGUCAGACUUUUUAGCCGACAAUGGUGCUCUUUUGGCCCAAAUAAACGGGGAAAUCAAGUAA